Messenger RNA from Populus trichocarpa (black cottonwood), 1124 nucleotides. RefSeq names its product agamous-like MADS-box protein MADS3. The coding region runs from base 250 to 951 and encodes 233 amino acids. The transcript has 9 exons. Gene Ontology annotation, cellular component: nucleus. Gene Ontology annotation, molecular function: protein dimerization activity; DNA-binding transcription factor activity, RNA polymerase II-specific; RNA polymerase II cis-regulatory region sequence-specific DNA binding. Lineage: Eukaryota; Viridiplantae; Streptophyta; Magnoliopsida; Malpighiales; Salicaceae. Gene Ontology annotation, biological process: positive regulation of transcription by RNA polymerase II. The record is from RefSeq and is a predicted model, not a curated record.
AAAGAUUGAAUUCCCUCUUAUCACAUGCUGGGAAAAUACCCCUAAACUUCUCUCAUAUUAGUUUAUCCUUUUAUCUCCACUCAUAUAUAUGUCUGCACCUAUUUUUAUGUAUAUUGUGCACGGAUAAACAUACAUGAAGCUAACAAACUGAAGGAAACUGUAAGAAGCAACUGGACAAAAAGAGAAAGAAAAGAAAAUUCAGUCAUCACCAUCCUAUUUUGUUACAAAUUAAGAGUGAGGGCCAAAGAAAUGGGGAGAGGAAAGGUGGUUUUGGAGAGGAUAGAGAACAAGAUCAGUCGUCAGGUAACUUUCUCCAAGAGAAGAAAUGGUUUGCUCAAAAAAGCUUAUGAACUCUCGCUUCUUUGCGAUGCUGAGGUUGCUCUUAUCAUCUUUUCUAGCCAUGGCAAGCUUUUUGAGUUUAGUAGCAUUGAUAUGAACAGUAUCCUUCAGCGAUAUCGACAAUGUUGCUACAGCACACAAGACACCAACAUCCCUGAGGAAGGGUCACAUAACUUAUACCAAGAGGUCUCCAGGUUAAGGGCAAAAUGUGAGACUCUUCAACGCUCUCAAAGGAAUUUUCUUGGAGAAGAUCUUGAACCACUUGCAUUUAAAGAGUUGGAGAAGAUUGAGAAACAGCUUGACAAAACUCUUUCACAAGCUAGGCAAAGGAAGACACAACUGAUGUUUGAUAAAAUGGAAGAGUUACGCCUAAAGGAACAAGAGCUUGAAGAGGAAAACAAACAGCUCAAGACCAAGCUAGAGGAAGUUGUUCUGCGUCUCCCAGCUAUUCAAGGUGUACGAGACCCUAGCAAGGCAGAUGGAUAUAAGCAUUCUGAACCUCUACCCACUUUACAGAUGGGGCACCAUCAAUUUGUUUACCAAGAACAAGCCUUUGAUGCCAGGACUAACAUUCCAGGAAAGAGCAACCCUACUCCAAGAUGGCUCUCGUGAAGUAUUAUAAGUCCUUCAAGUGUGUGUAUGAUAUAUGAGAUAUUAAUGGGUUCCAAGAUGUGUUCCAAAAUUGUUGAUGUUUGAUGAACAUGAACGUGUUUAAUUAGCUCAAGUAAUUAAUGACAUUGCAGUAUUUAUUCUAAUUAAAGCAUGAUUUGGAACUGUUUGAGAUU